Messenger RNA from Dicentrarchus labrax (European seabass), 2159 nucleotides. It is a transcript of the gene plp1b, whose product is annotated as proteolipid protein 1b. The transcript is spliced from 7 exons. Lineage: Eukaryota; Metazoa; Chordata; Actinopteri; Moronidae. The coding region runs from base 327 to 1100 and encodes 257 amino acids. The record is from RefSeq and is a predicted model, not a curated record. Gene Ontology annotation, cellular component: plasma membrane; myelin sheath. Gene Ontology annotation, biological process: axon development; central nervous system myelination. Gene Ontology annotation, molecular function: structural constituent of myelin sheath.
GUUCCUCCAUAAUCAUGGCAAGGACAAUAGAUAUUGUAUCUGCAGCCACAAAGAGAAGCUCUUUCUUCAGGCCCCUGAAGCCAGUGUUUUACCACCAUCCCUCACUCGCCUGGUGACGCCUGUGACCGCUGGAGAAAGAAGGCAGGACCAGAGUCAGUAGGGGCUGAGCUGUGAGGUGUUGGUGGAAGCAGAGGAGCUUUCACAUACGGAUGAAAUCAGCGCAGGGAGGCUUAUUUUACUGUACCAGUACCUUGUAGGCAGCACUGUACAUUACUGGUUGGCAUUGGGAUCUUUCUUGUUGUGGAGUACAGGAUCAGAAGCAGCAAAUGUUUCCGGUCAGGCAGCCUUGGCUUUGCAAAGCCUUAGGUUGUUAUGAUUGCUGUAUCCGGUGCAUUGGGGCAGUGCCCUACCCAUCCCUGGUGGCCACCUUGCUGUGCUAUGCUGGCAUGGCAUUAUUUUGUGGCUGUGGGCACGAAGCAUUGACGCAGACCGAAGUCCUGGUCGAGACUUACUUCGCCCGCCAGGUUCAGGACUUUGUUGUCAUGGCCUCCUUUAUAAAAUACUUCCAGUACGUGAUCUAUGGCCUGGCGUCAUUUUUCUUCCUCUAUGGUAUCCUGCUGCUGGCUGAGGGUUUCUACACCACGAGCGCUGUCAAGCAGACCUUUGGUGAAUUCAGGAGCACCCAAUGUGGCCGCUGCCUCAGCCUGACGUUUAUCAUAGUGACGUACAUCUUGGCCUUCAUCUGGCUGGCAGUGUUUGCCUGCACUGCUAUCCCAGUCUUCUUCUUGUUCAACAUGGAGCAGACCUGCCACAACAUCAACAUUCUGGCUGAAACAACCCCCAGCAUUAAUCAGCAUGGCUGGAUUUGCAUGGACGCCAGGCAGUAUGGUCUGCUCCCUUGGAAUGCAAUGCCAGGCAAGGCUUGUGGAAUGACCUUGGCAUCUAUUUGCAAAACCAGCGAAUUCUACGUCACCUAUGACUUGUACAUAGCUGCAUUUGCUGGUGCCGGGAUCACUCUCUUAGCACUGUUUCUGUACAUGGUUGCCGCAACCUACAACUACGCAGUCUUGCGGUUCCUGGGCAGGAAAGGGAUCCGCUAAGUUCACCACCUUCAUCCCAGUCAACCCCAUCCUCUGUCCUCAGAUGGACAGUCAACACAUGCAGCACUAGAUUUCCAUUCAUCCUCUGGGAACCAGAAACUUCCAAACCUGGAUGACCUGCUAUAGUAUUUCUAAUAACAGACAAAUGUUUCUCAUCACUUUUUUCUAUGAACAACAGACAGAGAGAUGAAGUUAAUUCACACCCAGCAGUGAGCUCUGGUCUCUUCCUCAUGUCCUCCCUUCAGAUGAUUCUCUUAGCUUUGUUGUUCAUUUUCCUCUUGCAGGUUGUAUCCCUCAUUUUAUCCUUUUUGUGAAGCUUCAUUGGUGCUGAUGCUGUUGUCAGAUUGUGAUGUAUGACGUUUCAUGAAUAAUUAAGAGCAAUGACAGCUCACCUCGCAAAUCAUAACUGCAUUCCCUCCGCUCAGUGUUUACUGAUGCAUAUAUUGGUUCUGAAUAUGAUAUUGCUGCUGCCUCAUUAUCACCAUCUUGUGUAUCAGCAGCGUGUGAACUAAAGCAAGUCAAACUGAAUGUACCAAAGUUCUCUGCAAGGGUUAGGGCUGUCCUCCCAGCAAGCUUUGUGCUUUCACUUACAACACAUGCACUUUGCAUUCACUCUUAAUGCAUUUUUGCUUUGUUUAAAUGUCAUUGUGUAGGAGGGAAACAAAGACCUGUAUCCAUUUCCCUGGAGUUUUUCUCUCCUUUUUUUGGUUACUGCUUAAAAUAAGCUGUUUUUAUGUUACUGAAGUGUUGAUGCCUCCAGGUGACUCGAGUUUGAUGUGUAGCCCUGCUUCUGGGUUGUGUAGUGUGUGUGCUCAUUUGAAAUUAAGGCUGAUUAAACCAUUAACAUCUGAGGCAGUAAUUUGUUUUAUUUUAACCAUAUACAGUAUGUGGCAAUAAACAUAUUUCAUGUUGUUUGUACUUCAUUUAAAAAUCUCCUCCAGACAUGUAUUCCAACAUAUACAAAUAGUCUGCUUGAAACAAUAAUGUGUCUGAUAUGUUUUUUUCUGCAAAAAAAAAAGAAAAGCAUAAUUUUGAAAUAUUAAAAUCUUUAAAAAGGCA